Molecule: messenger RNA, 3354 nt
Organism: Rosa rugosa (rugosa rose)
Lineage: Eukaryota; Viridiplantae; Streptophyta; Magnoliopsida; Rosales; Rosaceae
Product: sister chromatid cohesion protein PDS5 homolog C
Exons: 14
Coding region: 173-3076 (967 amino acids)
Biological process (GO): mitotic sister chromatid cohesion; DNA repair
Cellular component (GO): nucleus; chromatin
Source: RefSeq, a predicted model, not a curated record
CCCGAAAAAAUAAUAUCCAAAACUCCCCCAACUCUCUCUCUCUCUCCCUCUCUGAAAACAAACCCUAACUUUCUCUCUCCUCGAAUCCGCCUGCGAAUGGUGUGAGAAUUAGGGCUAGAGGUUUGAGAUCGUGAAGGAUCUAGGUAGACGAAUAAACGCGAAAGCUGCAUAAAUGGCAUCGACCGACAAUGAGCUCGAAGCACAGCUAUUGGAAGCUGGGAAUCAACUCCUGGAGCCGCCGUCCACCGUCGACGACCUCCUUCCUCUUCUCGACAGGGUUGAAAGUUGUCUAUCAAAGGUAGAACAAUCACCAAACAAGUCAAUGCAAGCCGCACUUUCACCGUCGCAGAAGGCGUUGGUUGCUGAUCAACUUUUAAGGCAUUCAGAUCCUGAUGUCAAAGUUUCAGUUGCGUCUUGCAUCAGUGAGAUAACAAGAAUAACAGCACCUGAUGCACCAUAUGAUGAUGACCAAAUGAAGGAGGUCUUUCAGCUUAUUGUAUCUUCAUUUGAAAAUCUAGAUGACAAGUGCAGUCGAUCAUACACAAAGAGGACAUCCAUUCUUGAAACUGUUGCAAAGGUCAGGUCCUGUGUUGUAAUGUUGGAUCUUGAAUGCGAUGCAUUGAUCGUUGAGAUGUUCCAGCAUUUUCUCAAGGCAAUAAGGGAUUAUCACCCAGAGAAUGUUUUCUCAUCGAUGGAGACAAUUAUGACCCUUGUUAUAGAAGAAAGUGAAGACAUAUCUUUUGAACUUCUUUCUCCCUUAUUAGCUAGUGUGAAAAAUGAUGAUGAGGACAUUUUACCAAUUUCUCGGAAGUUGGGCGAAAGAGUAAUCGAAAACUCUGCUAUUAAACUUAAGCCCCACCUGGCACAGGAAGUAGAAACCCAUGGCAUUGCAUUAGGUGAUUACAGUAAAGUAGUAGCUUCGAUAUGCCAAGAGACAGCUGGUGACACUGAGCAGAAUGAAGUGCACGAUGACGAAGAUGUGGAGGACAAGUCAACAAUCCGGGAAUCUUCGGAAGAGGCAGUCCAGGACACUUUGUCUUUGCAGGUGGAUAAAGAAAAUUCCACCGCAGCAGUUUCUUCUGAACAAGUUGAUACUGUUAUUGAUGGAUCCUCAAAGGUAGUUUUGAAUAAUGGUGGUGCAGCAACUGGGGAAGAUGAAUGUUCGGCUGAUUUGAACUCUUUAAAGAAGCAAGAGCAGGGUGAAGAUACCGAGGAAGUCAAAGGUCCAAAUACAUCAAGUGUUGCUGAACCUGAUAGUUUGGAGACUGAGAAGGCUGUUGAUGCAAAACAAAUGCCAGAAGAAGUUAGCGAGGAUAAAGAUAAGGAUUCUAAUUUGUCAACAGCACAACCUGCAGACAGUCCUCAAGCUGAUAAUGAGGAAGAAACCGAGGCACUUCCGCCCCAUAAAAGUGGCUCUGAAGAUGCUCCCGGUUCACCUCAUGAGGUUCCUGAUGUGGAGGCAGCUGUGCCUUCAGAAAAUGAGAAAGGGUCGGAUAUAAAUCUCUCCACUGCAUUGGAGAAGGAAUCAACUGAUGUUGCUCCCCCAUCCCCAAGUGGGAGCCUUCCUGAUGAAAGUCGUCCCAAAAAGGCUGGACGACAUAAGAAGAAAGAUACUUCUAAUAAAGAGGCUACACCUGUUACUGAUGAUGAAUCCAAAAAGGCAACUGAUGGAACAAGUGAUUCAGAAUUAAGAUCAAGUAAGCACUCUGGGAAAAAGGUCUCUGCUGGGGGUUCUAAUGAGAAUAAAAGUCCCAUUGUGGUGGAUGCAUCUAGAAAGGAAAGUGGCACUGCUAGUGAUUCAGAGGUAAAACAGAAGUCAUCUAAGAAGGUUUCUACUGGGAAUUCUAAGGAGAAUAAUACUUCAGUUGUGGUAGAUGCACCUAGAAAGGAAAGUAGCAGCACAAGUGAUUCAGAGGCAAGACAGAAGUUAGCUAAGAAGGUUGAUGGAAGCAAUAAGACUAGUGAUGAGUCUUCUUUGAAGCAGCCAGAAGAUAAGAAGAAGCGUGCACGCAGUAAAGUUUCUUCAAGAAGAAGCUCAACAAAAUCCUCGGCCAUGGAAGUUGACAAGGAGAUAUUGUCGACACCCAAGUCAAAAUCUACCAAGAAUGAACUUCCAUUGGAGGAGACUCCUAAGACAAAUUCCAAGAGGAAGCGUCCUUCGGAAAAAGAAAAGCAAUCUGGUGUAAAAGAGUUUGAUGACACUGAGGUGAUUGGUUCAAAGAUAAAAGUUUGGUGGCCAGCGGAUCGCAUGUAUUAUAAAGGUGUUGUCCAUUCUUUUGAUUCUGUUAAAAAGAAGCAUGUGGUGAAAUAUAAUGAUGGAGAUCAGGAAAUUUUGAAUCUUAAAAGAGAGAAAUGGCUGUAUGUAGAAGGUGACUCUGAAUCAGAUGGGGAGCAGGAAAAUGAUGAGUCGAGUCACGAUGGCUCUUCUGAACUGCCCCUGAAGAAGAAAGCGAAAAGUAAUCGUGAUGGAUCAACUAAGAAAGAAAAGAUGGAUGCUACACCCAAAUCGGGUGGAGGAGCUUCCUCCAGCAAAUCAAAAGGCAGAACCACAAAGUCUGGUCGUAAGCAGAGAGACAGCAGUAAACCUGAUGGCAGAUCCAAAGGUGAUACAUCCAAGGCUGUUGGCAAAACAGAUGAUGAUUGUGUUGGAAAAUUAAAGGAUCAAACUCCAAAAAGUGGUGGUAAAUCAGUGGAUGUUGCUCAGAAGACAUCCAGCAAAUCAAAGAACAAUGAGUCCCAGACACCUAAGAGUAGCAAAUCCAAGGAGGAUGAUAGCAACACCCAAAGAGUUUCAAUUAAGUCCAAGCAAGACAUGCAGAAGGCUGGGAAGUCAAAUCAAGGCACACCAAAGACUAGUGCCUCCACUCCCAAGGGUAAAUCCUCUCUGAGUAGUAGCAAAGCAAAUGGCAAGGUGAAAUCUGGUUCAAAAGCAAGAGAGAGCGAGGAUAUGGAGGAGGACUCCACUGAUUCGGAAAAAGCACCAGAAAGGACCAAGGGAAAGUCAACAAGUUCAUCUAAGGCACAGGGAAGCCAGACCAAGUCUGGUAAGAAGCGAAGGAGAGGAACCAAAAGUUAAUCAUUCUCGUCUCUUUCAGUUGGGUUUUGCCUUCAUAUUUGGCAAGAUCCCCAGAUUUGUGGCAAGAAUUGUUACAUCCCCCGUUUGAUAGUCUGGUUGUAGGGGUAAUCUAGUUUUAUUUCAUAACCAUGUUAUUAGAAAAGAUUAUUGUUAUUUUGGAGGCAAACAGUAGAGAAGUUUGGGUUAGCUUUGUUGAUUUUAUAGAUAAUGUUGUUAGAUCUGCAGAUGUGCUGCCAGAGUACCGAAUUCUAAAUUAAAGGCUGUUGUGUUCUUCUUCC